This is a messenger RNA of Actinia tenebrosa (Australian red waratah sea anemone), 3674 nucleotides long. RefSeq lists its product as uncharacterized. The record is from RefSeq and is a predicted model, not a curated record. Gene Ontology annotation, molecular function: protein binding; calcium ion binding; transmembrane receptor protein tyrosine kinase activity. NCBI's taxonomy places the organism in Eukaryota, Metazoa, Cnidaria, Anthozoa, Actiniaria, Actiniidae. Gene Ontology annotation, biological process: positive regulation of kinase activity; protein phosphorylation; cell surface receptor protein tyrosine kinase signaling pathway. Gene Ontology annotation, cellular component: plasma membrane; signaling receptor complex.
UCUGUAGCAGUCGAACGUGUGGAAAAUCACUCGUUUAGAUGAAGACUGAGACAUUCAUUGAUAUGAAUGGGUAGAAUGUGAUUCUUGUUUGAGAUUACUACAAGGCAAAUGAUUGCCAGAACGGGGGACAAAAUAACGAAAAAGAACCUGUCUAUUAUUGUUCUUCACGGAGUCUGAUGAUAUGCACUUUAAGAUGGGAAGUGAAAUGACGUCGCGCUCUGGCCGUCUAACCUUGGUUUUUGCUGUUAUCGUGCAUUGGAUGAAAAAGAAAAACAGACCACACCAUUGAUAUGAAAAGAAGGUCAUCUCUCUGAACUACAGAUCAAGUAGUUUACUUUCCUUUUGGAAUACAGCUAAUAUUUCAAGAAUGUGGAGACUAAAUAGAAGGAAACCAGUGAUGCACAGCAAGGCUUUCUGCCGAUGGGCAUAUUUCGGGACGGUAUAUCUCGUACUGAUUGUCUAUCCUAAUCCAGUUGUCUCGGAUAAUUGUCCCAAGGGAUGCAAAAACUGCAACGAAAGCGAUGGAUAUUUCCACACAAUCAGAUUGGUGAGAACAGAUUGUCUUCAUAACUCCUGGAUGAUAGACGUACCACCAGGUUUACCAAGAACGAUGGGGACAUUAAUUUUUAAAUCGAACGCCGUGAAAACUAUCAAAACCUCUUCCUUUCAAUCCUACAAGUAUUUGAAGAAUCUGGAUCUUGCUAAUAAUAGGAUCGAAAGCAUUGAAAAUCGUUCUUUUCAAUAUCAGGAACAUUUAGAAAAAUUGGAUCUUAUGAACAAUCGCCUUACUAAUCUAACAGCUGAUAUGUUUGUCGGCUUGCGUUCCCUCGAGAAACUAGACCUACAGAAUAACCGCAUUUCAAGUCUUUCUAGGGGAGUCUUUCGGAGUAUGACUGAAUUGAAAUAUUUGGACUUGCAUGAUAAUCAAAUAUCGAGCAUCGAGGAUGGCGCUUUUGGUUUUUUGGACUACCUACAAGACAUCGAGUUGGGUGGUUGUCAGUUGAAGAGCCUCCAAGCUGGAUCUUUUCGAAACCUGAUGUCUUUGAGAACAAUUGAUCUGAGCUUCAAUAAUAUUGAAUCCAUUGAUCCUGACACUUUUAGCUGUUCUCCACUCCUAGAGACACUACAUCUUAAUGGCAAUGGUUUAAAAGACGUCCCGGUGAUCGUCCUUAGCAAACUGAGGUUACUAAAGGAUUUAGACCUCAGUGAAAAUGACUUGACGUCCAUUAGUUCGAAAGCUUUUUUCCAUAAUCAAGAUCUUGAAAUACUUAACCUCGGCCUCUGUGAGCUGAGCUUUUUACAAGAAGGGGCAUUUGAUGGACUGACGAAUUUACGCCAGGUUUUUCUGAAUGAGAAUCCACUUGAUUGUGAUUGCCGCCUGAGAUGGCUUUUACGUUUUUGGAAUAAGUCGAAAGAUAUCUUCCAGGAAGCAGAACUUACCAACUGCACUAGUCCGACUCAUCUUUCUGGAAAACCAUUGAUGGAUUUAUCACUCGCUGAGCUCAAAUGCGACUGCAAAACAUGCAUACAGGAUGCCAAGUGCAAUGGUAGCGCAUGCGCAUCCUGCAUUCAGGGAGGUGUAGCACAAUCCUGUAACUGUUCUCAUCUAUCCUUGGAUGGACGUUCCUUGUGUCACAGUCACAAUGGUAGUUGCAUUUGUAGUCAUUCCGUGCCCAAACCAACAACACGGAAUUGUACAUUUACGAUGACCAACAAAACCUGCGAUAGAAAUGCUAGACUCGCAGUAGUAGGGAGGAGAAAUAUAUCAUGUCAGUGUAAUGUUGGUUUUCAAGGAGAUGGGGUAAGAUGUUCAGAUAUCGAUGAAUGUGCUGCCGGAACUAACCAAUGUCUUGAGAGGAAGUGUGCAAAUACUUAUGGGAGUUACUCAUGUUAUUGUGACCAUGGUUACAGAGUCACAAAAAUGAAAUGUGAGGAUAUAAACGAAUGUGACAAUGACCCAUGUUUGGGGCCAUCAACCUGCUACAAUACUCCAGGGUCAUACUAUUGUGAGUGUAAAAGUGGUCACGCUAUUGGAGAUGAAUGUUGGCCGGUGCCAAAUAGCAUACACAUCAGAGUGACAGAAGUCCAAUCAACUAGCGUGUUAGUCACUUGGUCCAAUGUAACAGAUAACAGAGAUACGAUCAGGUCCAUAACCAUACUAUACCGUGCAUAUGGUACAUUGCUAUCAGAGUGGCCAUCUGCUCCUGAGAUCUAUACGCCCAACACCACACAAGCUGUGGUCAAAAAUCUCACCCCAGAUACCUAUUACACAAUAAAAGUUGAGCUGAAGCUGAUUUAUAACAUCUCCAUCUUCAGUGACGUGCAAACUUUCCAAACUAAAGAACUACCCACGAAAGGAAAGCCUUCGGGCUCUGAUGGGAAUAAGAGUGUUGUCAUAGUAACAAGCUCUGUUGUCGGGUCUGCUGUUGCCAUAGCAAUCGCACUUUCGCUAAUCGCCCUUUUCUUGAGGCGUAAGAAACCGAAAACAGGCGACGAAGAAACAGAUGCAAAUAGGCCGUACUUACAAGACCUGAUGGAGAUGAGAAUGUUUAGCAGAGAAGCGAACCAUGAAAACACACAAGCAGUGUCUAACUGCAUGGACGCAUGGGAAAUACCACGUGACAGACUUAGAGUCGGUGAAAAGAUUGGAGAAGGUCAGUUUGGCAUAGUGCUGAAAGGAACCUUGACAACUAGUGAAGGUCCUGUUAAAGUUGCCAUUAAAACCAUUAAAGGCGUGGAUCGGUUCGAAAUGAAGGAUUUCAUGCAGGAAAUGGACAUGAUGAAAGAGAUAGGUCAUCAUCCAAAUGUAGUCAGCCUACUGGGCGUGUCCUCCAUAGGGGCACCGUUGUACAUUAUUACCGAGUACGUCGAUGGAGGAGACUUACUUGAUUUACUCAGAUCUAGUCGGCGUACAGAUGAAAGGUACGCAAAUAUGACCUCCAUACUGAAUUCUCGACAGCUGCUGGGAAUUGCUCUGGGCGUGAGUAAAGGUAUGAGUCACAUUGCCUUGAAGAAGCUGGUUCAUCGAGAUCUGGCUGCCAGGAAUGUCCUUAUGACUACCGAAUUGGUGGCUAAAAUAGCGGACUUUGGACUUGCAAGAGACAUUUACUGUGAAGGUAUGUACGUCAAGACCGGUGGUGGUCGACUACCUAUCAAAUGGAUGUCACCAGAUGCUAUACGAGACCAGACUUAUACCAUUAAAUCUGAUGUAUGGUCCUUUGGGAUCUUGCUAUGGGAGAUAGUGACUCUUGGUGGCUCGCCCUAUCCUGGUAUACCAGUAAAUAUUCUACUAGAGAAAUUGCUGUAUGGAUAUCGUAUGCCUAAACCUGAACACUGCUCUGAUGAGGUGUAUUCUAUAAUGGAAGAAUGCUGGGCUCUUGAUCCCUCAAUGAGACCUUCUUUUGAUGAUUUGUGUGAAGCAUUGUCUCUGUUACUGUCCGAGGAAGGUCAUACCUAUAUUAAUAUAAAAGCGAUAAGCGCAGAACUAAUUGUAAAGAACUCUGAACCAAAAGAGGAAAAUAGUGCCUCAGUGUGAAAAAAAAAUUGCUUGACAGGCGCGCUGACGAAAUUUCGUCACCAUCACCAUCAUCACCGUCAUCAUCAUAAUGUCAUCAUCACAUCAUUAUCAUCAUCAUUAUUCUGUCAUCAUCAUCAACAUCAUCAUUACAUUAUCA